Solanum dulcamara is the source of this 504-nucleotide messenger RNA. RefSeq lists its product as uncharacterized. NCBI's taxonomy places the organism in Eukaryota, Viridiplantae, Streptophyta, Magnoliopsida, Solanales, Solanaceae. Bases 1 to 504 code for a protein of 167 amino acids. The transcript has a single exon. The record is from RefSeq and is a predicted model, not a curated record.
AUGGAGACUCUAAAUUCCUAUGAAAAGGUUUCUGGACAGUUGAUCAACAAGCAUAAGAAUCACUUCAUGAUUCCAUCCAAUGCUUUCAAGUCUACUAUUGUGAGAAUCAAGAAGAUCACUGGCUUUACCCAAAAAGAUAGCCCCAUAACUUAUCUGGGGUGCCCUAUCUAUAUUGGCAGACAAAGAGUGGUAUAUUAUUAUGAUCUUAUAGCUAAGGUUGUUAAUAGAAUCACUAGAUGGCAUGCAAAAAUCCUUAGUCAUGGGGGAAGAGCUGUACUAGUCAAGCAUGUUAUUCAAGCCAUGCCAACUCACUUGCUUUCAACCAGUACUCCUCCCUCAACCACCAUCAAGAAAAUACAAAGCAUUACUGCCAAUUGCUUCUGGGGUUGGAAAAAUGACAAGAGGAAGUAUCAUUGGUCCUCAUGGAGGAAUCUUAGCUUUCCAUAUGAUGAAGGAGGUAUUGGAGUGAGGCAAUUUGCAGAUGUGGCUAAGUCCUUUCAAUAG